Molecule: messenger RNA, 1081 nt
Organism: Perca fluviatilis (European perch)
Lineage: Eukaryota; Metazoa; Chordata; Actinopteri; Perciformes; Percidae
Gene: sprn2
Product: shadow of prion protein 2
Exons: 2
Coding region: 243-773 (176 amino acids)
Source: RefSeq, a predicted model, not a curated record
UAUAUCUGGUGACGAUGGUUCAGCAGCUUAGUACACGCCAAGCCAAUGAGCAGGUGUGAGACGGAGUGAUCCACUCCACCUGACUGAGAUGACUGGACGAUAACAGGCUGACCCUGAAACAUACGUCUUACUGUCACAAGAGUCUGAGCUGCAGACAAACACCAGGCGUUUCUUUUACUGUCAGAGGAGCAACAUCAUCUUUGUUUCCAUCACAAACAGCCACUCAACAGGAUCCAUAAAUCAUGGCUGUCCUGCAGAAGCUACCCCUCACAGUGGCCCUCUGCCUGCUGCUCCUUGCCACACUGUUACCCAGCUCUGAAGCCCGGCGUGGUGGUGGUCGUGGUGGUUUUGGAGGUGGUGGAUUUAACAGAGGUGGUGGCUCCAGCCGGGGCUGGGGCGGUGGGGGUGGCCAGGCCUACAGACCGGUCCAGAGCAGUGGCCCCAGUGCAGGGAAAGUAGCCGGGGCAGCUGCAGCGGGCGCCAUAGGAGGAGCAAUGAUUGGGUCUGCCCUGAGCCGCCCAGGGUAUGGUGGAGGAUAUGGAGGCUAUGGAGGAGGAUAUGGUGGAGGGUAUGGAGGAUAUGGAGGGGGGUAUGGCUACCCACGAUAUGGAGUUGGUGGUGGCUACGGCCCCAGGCCUGGCUACGAGCCAGAAGGCUCUGGAGAUAUGGAGUACUACACUGCAGCAUCCAGCGGCCCCAUCUACAACAGUAUCAUCGUUGUCAUCGGCUCCCUGAUGUCCAUGCUGAUGGGCCACUGGGUGGCAGUCAUGUAGAGCUGGAGACAGAGCUGGGAUCCCAAAAACACACACACACAGGUCCAAACAAACCUUCAAUAAAAACAACCCACAACCUGGCGGAAAACAGAACUAUUUUCAGUUUAAAGCCUAAUGUGACCUAAAAUAUGACCCUUAAAUAAUGAAAAGCUGUGGCAAGUUUUUGUUUUUUGUUUUAGAAAUAUGUCAGAGUUUGACUCGAAUGGGUUCCACAUUUCUUCUUUAAAGUGCCCAUAUUAUGCUCAUUUUCAGGUUCAUAAUUGUAAUUUGAGAUUGUAUCAGAAUAGGUUCACAUGGUUUAAUUUUCA